CAUAGCCUUGACUUGGGUUUUGCUACAUAGGUGCUAUAACCUAUAUUUGACUUGAUAAUUUGGUCAUCAAUCAAUCAAUCAAUCUCCCUACCUCUAAAACCCUAGUUUGCUUCUCUUUUCAUUUACUCAACAUAAGCCAUUUCUAGCAAGACAAAUGGCUGCUGAGAGGGUCAUAACAUGCCUCUCCAUUUUGCUUCUAUUUGCUGCAUUGAUCUCCAUUGCACAAGCCACCAAAGAUGGGAUCCCAGAUUCAAACCAUAUGACAGUUCCAAUUAGAAAGGGAUUGUUGAAAGGUGGUGAUGAACAUGCUGCAAGUGUAACUGCUGCUAUAAACAAGAAAUGGCUAAGAGGGAGGAAAAUGGUGCAAAUGAAGAAGCUGAAUGAUGUGGAAAAUAUGAGUGGUGCCUUUGGACUUGGUGGGUCGACUUCAAAGUUAUCAAAGUGUGGGGAUAAUAAUAAUAAUAAUAAAGGGUGCGACCAAAUUACUGUGAAUUUGCCUGAUGAAGUGGAUGAACAUCAGUCAGGUUUUGUGGCUUUCAAUGCUGAUUAUCAUGCACCAAGGCACCACCCUCCUAAGAAUAACUAAUCAUGGAAAAUAUAUAUAUUAAUAGUUUUCUUUGAAUAAGGAAUGUUAGUUUUGAUGGGGAAUAUUCUGUUAAAAUACAGUUCUGGUUUUGCUUACAUCUAUGUAUGAAUGUUGUUAAAACAUAAAGUAUUUAUGCCUUCUUUUUCUAAUUAUA
Molecule: messenger RNA, 740 nt
Organism: Gossypium raimondii (Peruvian cotton)
Lineage: Eukaryota; Viridiplantae; Streptophyta; Magnoliopsida; Malvales; Malvaceae
Exons: 3
Coding region: 155-586 (143 amino acids)
Biological process (GO): positive regulation of cell population proliferation; regulation of root meristem growth; positive regulation of gene expression
Molecular function (GO): growth factor activity
Source: RefSeq, a predicted model, not a curated record